This is a messenger RNA of Bacillus rossius redtenbacheri, 497 nucleotides long. RefSeq lists its product as uncharacterized. The record is from RefSeq and is a predicted model, not a curated record. Lineage: Eukaryota; Metazoa; Arthropoda; Insecta; Phasmatodea; Bacillidae. The coding region runs from base 132 to 497 and encodes 121 amino acids. The transcript is spliced from 3 exons.
CGCGCCGCGAGUAGUGCGCCUCCCAGGAGUAAUGAAGAACUGAGACCAGUUGUGAAGUGGUGCCACAGUAGGACUGGCGGUGCUAGUGCCCAUGUAGCCGCGCCUGGGCCAGGAAGAGCUCCAGAGGCGCCAUGCGGGGUCUGGCCGCGCUGCUGCUCGCUCUGGGCGCGCUGCGUCCCGCCGCCGGCUCCGGCGUGGAGGUGCUGAAGGGAGUGAGGAUCCGGGUGCCGGAGGCCGUGCGGGCGGGAGACACGGCCAAGCUGGCCUGCGACUACGACCUGGAGGACUCGCCGCUCUACACCAUCAAGUGGUACCGCAGCGAUGAGGAGUUCUACCGCUACGUGCCCAAGGAGUCGCCUGCCACCAAGGUGUUCCCCAAGCCGGGCAUUAACGUGGACAUCAACCUGUCCAACGCCCGCGAGGUGACCUUGUGGGGCCUGAAGAGGAACCAGGACUCCUACAUGAGCUCAGUUGCUUCAGCCAUGUGCUGGGCGUGA